AUGAAGACGAUAUCUGCACUCGGCGUGUUAUCGCUCCUGCUCGGGGUAGUACGAGGGGCCUCCUUCUACGGAGAUGGGUAUGUUCACCUAAAGGUGGAGGAGUCAUCCAACCGUAAUUCUCUCUACGUUCGCUUCCGUACCGCCAGCCAGAGUGGGGUGCUCUUCCUGGCUUCAGGGCACAAUGAUUACCUUCUGCUGGAGCUGAACUCUGGUCAUCUCCAGGUGAAGCUGGAUCUGGGCUCUGGGGACCACAUUCUGCAUUCUGACAGGGGCACCCAGCUUAAUGACUUAGCCUGGCACAGUAUAGAGUUUCUCCAAGUCCGUGACAAUAUCACUCUGAUUGUGGACAAACACACGCAGACCAGUCACAAAAUUCCCGGUCCACAUUACGAGCUGAACAUCAGGGAUGGAAUCUACGUGGGCAGCACAGGCGGUUUGGAUAAGGCUUUUCUGGCUAAUGAUCUGACGGGCUUCCGUGGUUGCCUUGACGAAGUUCUGUUCAACGAGCACAACCUCUUGUCGUCGCUUCGGCCCUACUCAGGCCUUAAGAAUGUCUAUGAGGUCUCUCUUGGCUGCAGUCCACAAUUUUUUGCCAGUGAGGAGGACCCAAUUAGCUUUUUUAGCUCCAAGGCUUAUGUCUCUCUUCCACACUGGACUGCUGAACAAGAGUGGGUGUUUGAGUGCUCUGUGCACACGGCGGCCCAAGAGGGAAUAAUCAUCUACAACUCAGCUCGACUGGGCGACUUUGUUGCCUUGGAGAUCAAAGAGGGUCUCCUAGUUGCAGUGAUGGGAAGAGGUGGAACAAAAACCGAACUCCGCUCUCUCACUUUCAUCAACGACAGGAAAUGGCAUUUCGUCAGCCUACGCUUCACCUCAAAAAGCCUUCAGCUCACAGUGGAUGAAGAGACUGUGAAGACCAGAGUUAGCGCCAGGUCUAAAACUCUUCAGUUGAAAGGUUUCCUUUUCCUUGGGGGAAUUGAUGAUAGCACUCGCUCUGAGGUUAGAAAAAUAGGCCUUGCGUCCGUAGCAGGGAAGCGAGUCAAGGGGGGCUCUUUCAAAGGUUGUAUGAGGGACAUUAAAAUCAGUGAAGUCAAAAUGGGCCUUCCCAAUGCAGUGGUCACAAAGGAUAUUUCUGUUGGUUGUGAACCAGAGAAAGAACCAGAGAUGGUCACAACUGUGGCCCCAACAACGAUCUCGGUCACCCAAGUGUCAUCCAUAGACACGUCCACCCUUGCCAGAGGUUUGAUCAAGAAGUAUGGCCAUAAUUUCUUGGUUCUCCGGAACCUUGUGGUCCCAGAAGGUGGUCGCGCCUCCUUGGAAUCCAAGCACAUUAAGGUCAACCUUGACUUCAAGAAGCUUGGGAUCCGGCAAUCCCAGAUUAUGUUUAGAAUUGAAGAGCAGCCUGUUCAUGGCCAGCUCAGAUUGGACAUUGACCCGGAACAAGAGGAAUACACUUUCAGCAUGCUGGAUCUCUGGCACGGCAGGGUGAUGUACAUCCACGGGGGUUCUGAAGACCCCCAAGACUUUUUCAUGUUCACUGUGUUUAGCAGCAGCAGAAGGGAGGUACCAGACUACCUAAAGGCCAAGAGACUGCAUCGGUUCAAUAUCACUGUGACCCCCACCAACGAUGCGCCUGAACUGAGCCUACCUGAGGGAAAUCUUUUUGUUCUGCUUGAGAACACGAGGAAGAGGUUGACCACGGAUGUCCUGAAAGCCACAGACAUCGACAGCAAUCACACAGACUUUGUGUACUCUGUGCUGGGGAAUCUCAAUGCUGAUGCAGGUUUUUUGGAGCUGGAAGACAACCCUGAUCAUGCUGUGACAAGCUUCUCCCACUCAGCUCUGGCAGAAGGUAAAAUAAACUACGUACACACAGGGGUUAGGAACUCACGGAUAGUACUGAGAGUUAGUGAUGGAGAGAAGGUGAGCAAUACAGUGGUGCUAAGGAUUAUGGCUUUGCCACUGGAGUACAGUAUAGCCAACAACACUGGAGUGGAGGUCACUCAAGGUGAGAUGGUGCUAAUAGGCACAAAACAACUAGCUGUGCAGACUAACGGAGUCAGGCAAGUGGUGGAUAUCCGUUAUGAUGUUGUUGAGCCUCCAAGGUUUGGGGAACUACAGAGGCUACACUCAAGUGGAGAGUGGAAGCUCACCAGUUCAUUCUCUCAGAGGCUUCUGGAAAAGGAGCGCUUGAGGUACUUUAGCAGUUACCAGGGCAUUCAGUCAAGCAAUGUCACAGAUCAAUUCAAGUGUAAGGUCACAGUGGCAGCAAGAGCCACAGAGGAACUGAUCUUUCCUAUCACAGUGAAAUGGAUCAAUUACAGCGUAGAGAAGAACCACAUAAUAGAGUUGGACAAGGUGAGGAGGGUAACCAUCGACUCAGAUUAUCUUUACGCAACAGCAGAAGGUGUGAGUUUGUCUGAAGAUGAGAUUUACUUCAGAGUCGUGUUGCCACCUAAGAGAGGAUUUCUGUUGUUGAAUAAUCAGAAGCUAAGUGAAAAUUCUACAUUUAGUCAAAGAGAUCUUACUGAUCUAAAAGUGGAGUAUCAGUUAGUUGACAGACCUUAUGAGGACACAAACGACAAGUUCAAAUUCCAGGUGUUCUCUAAGCAUGCUCAUUCGGCUGGUUACGUCUUCAGGUUCAAAAUCAAGGCAGAUGUCACCAGCAUAUUCAUGAAAAACCAAGGGCUGAAUGUUCUUGAAGGUGAGAGAAAAAUCAUCACAAAAGACGAGUUAUUUGCAGAGACCCUGAGUACUAAGGAGCUGUACUACACCGUCAUAAGGAGUCCCAAGCACGGGAAGCUAUCGCGCAUCAACCGGUCCAAUUCCACCAACGACAAUAACAACAUCAUGACGUUCAGUAAUCAGGAUAUCUUGGAUGAGCGGAUUAUGUAUGUCCAUGAUGACAGCGAGACAACACACGAUGAGUUUACAUUCAUUGCCUCUACAAGUCCCGGGGUCAAGGCGUCUGUGACAGAGGAUGAGGUUAACUCAAAGGAAGGCACUUUUAACAUUUCAGUGCAGCUGGUGAACGAUGAAAAACCCAUCCGCGUGGUGGAUAAAGUAUUCCAUGUUGUCAGGGACGGCCAGAGGCUCCUGACAUUGGAUGAUCUAUGUUACCAUGACGCUGACUCAGACUUUAACGACGGUCAGCUGGUCUACACCCGCCGCGGUAUCCCGAUGGGAGAUCUGGUCUUGGUAAAUGACACCUCUCAAAAGCUAUACCAGUUCAGACAGGAAGACCUGGAACAGAAACGAGUGCUGUUCGUUCAUCGUGGGGUAAGCUCAGGACGUUUCGUGCUCUUCGUGUCCGAUGGAAAGCACUACGUCUCGACUCUGUUGGAUAUCAGUGCCCAAGACCCUUACCUGAAAAUUGGCAACAACACAGGUUUGCUGGUCCAGAAAGGGCAAGCCAAGCCCUUCAGCAAUGCCAACUUCAGUGUGCUCACAAACCUGGACAUCAGAGACGACAGUGAAAUCAUGUUCAAGGUCACCCAGCCUCCAAAGCACGGUGGCCUCUACUGGAACGAGGACAAGGCUGAAUCAUUCACUCUGCGUGAGCUCAAGGCCGGGGCGCUGUCCUAUCGCCAUGACGACAGUAAGAAUCUGGCCGACUCUUACAGUGUCAAGGUGAAAGCCAAAAACUUGCAGUUUGAUGCCGAGGUCAAUGUGAAAGUGUACUUGGAGAGCCACCAAAGACCUCCUGUUGUCAUUCACAAUAAAAAUCUAGUGGUGGAGGAAGGGAAGCCCGUGAAGCUAGAGAGCAGUAAACUCAAGGUCACUCACGAGGCUAAUUCACCCUCAGAGAUCACGUUCGCUGUUAAAACUCCUCCUACCUACGGGUACCUGCGGAGAUUCAUUGAGGACGAAGAACGUUAUGUAGGAACGCAGGAGGAUCCCGUAAGGACUUUCUCCCAGCAGGACGUCAACGCGGGCAAUGUCCAAUACGUUCAGGUGGUGCCCGGCCAGGUUAAUGACACCCUCACCUUAGAGGCCACCAAUGGGGUUGCUGAUAUCAGUGACAUCACAGUGACUGUGGACAUCAUCCCGCACUAUAUCCCCCUGAAAGUCUCUAACAUCACUCUUAAAGAAGGCGCAUCCAAAGCACUCACUGAGGAAAUCCUGAGUGUCACCAGCAGACAUUUCUCUGGCCUUAACUUCCUGUACAGUGUGUCUGAAGGGCCUUCUCACGGCCGCAUUGAGAAUUCCCGCUUCCGGGGAACACCCAUUAACACUUUCACCAGGAGGCAGGUUGAACAGGAGUUCAUCUACUACGUUCACGACAACUCAGAGACCACGGAGGACAACUUCACUAUCAUCGCCAACGACACUGACCUGCGGAAACACAGCCUGCCCGUGACGGUGCAGGUCCAUGUCCUGCCCGUUAACGAUGAGCCUCCUGUCGUUACAGCCAACAGGGUCCUCCGAGUGUGGGUCGGCUCCGUCACGGAGAUCACUCCCGAAGACACGCGAGCUGAGGAUGAGGACUCCCUGCCGGAAGAGCUGGAGUUCAUCACCACCCAACCCAGUAACGGUCACCUGGCCCUGAAGAGCGCCCCCACCAGGCCGAUCAUGAACUUUACACAGGCCCUAAUCGACCAAGGCCAGCUGCUGUUUGUGCACCGUGGUGCCAUGGCUGGAGGGUUUAACUUCCAGGUCAACGAUGGCGUGAACUUUGCCCCCCGACAGAUCUUCAGCAUCAUGGCCCGGGCUCUUGUUCUCCGAGUGGAAAAGAACAGCGCUCUCAAGGUCUUCCCAGGCUCAUUAUCCUCCAUCACAAAGGAGGACUUGCAAGUCGUUACCAAUGACGACGAAGACAAAUCCAACCGCACCAUUGUCUUCGCCGUUUUAAACCCGCCUAAAUUUGGAAAGCUGGUGAACACGCAGGCCAAUAAUUCUGCUGUGGAGAUUUCCUCUUUCACACAAGAAAUGGUGAACGAGGGGGUAGUGGCGUAUCAUCAAACAGAAACGGAUGCCAUGGGAUGGGCGGCACUGGACACGGUUAGAUUCACCGUUUCCUCAUCCCCAGCCACCCUCGACGACCUGACUUUCAACAUCAACAUCUCUUAUGAAAACACGGGCCGUGAGCGCAAUACUUUGCUCCUCAAGAACACAGGUGCUGCGGUAACAGAAGGUGAUAAAGUUCACAUUGACAAAUCCAAGCUGGAUGCUUCCAACCUGAUGACUAAGCGACCACAGUCUCAGCGUCAUUCCUACGAGGUCUGGUAUCAGGUCACGACCUUGCCCGAACACGGCGUUAUUGUUGUAGGUGAGCGGAACCUCACAGUGGAAAAGCCCUAUUUCUCCCAGUACAUCCUGAACAAGUAUGGAAUCACCUACCAGCAUGACAACUCAGAGACCACGCAAGACCGCUUUGUGUUUGACGCUUUUCUCAACCUGAAAAGCAAGCCGGCAAAGCGCCCCCUAGAGGACGGUGACGUUGUAAGAGAGUCUUUCAACAUCACUGUCACCCCAGUGAACGAUCAGCCACCUGUUUUGAAGACCAAGUCUCCCAGUUUAAGAGUGGUUCAGGGGGACACUGUACCCCUGGGGCCCAGUAACUUAAAUGUAGUGGACUUGGACAACACUCCUGAAGAGAUCCAUUAUACUGUUAUCAGCAAACCAAGCAAUGGCUUUCUGGCUCUUGAGGGAACUUUGAAUGAGUCUGUGGUUACAUUCUCCCAGGCUCAGAUAAAUGAUGGGAAAGUUUUCUUCGUCCAGGACGGGAGCCCCUCCUCCGGGGUGUUCUAUUUCAGUGUUACUGAUGGCCAUCACAAACCAGUCUACAAACUAUUUAACCUCGAGGUGGCUGCAAUCACCAUCUCACUCAGCAGUAAUACAGAAGUUCUGUUAGAGCAAGGGCAAACGUCUGUGGUACUCAACCAGUCUCACCUGGCCGCAGAGACAAAUGGGAGAAACACUUCCAUCCAUUAUCGGGUAACGCUGCCUCCUCGCCACGGCAAACUGCUCAUGGAUAGUGAGGAAGUCUUUAUAUUUACCCAUGAAGAUCUGGAGAGAGAAAGGAUAUCCUACCAUAUGGUCGACCUCAUGUCUUCCAGUGAUAGCUUUGAGUUCACUGCCUCCACAUCAGAGGCUAACCUGACCGGUCAAGUGGUCAACAUCACAGUGAAACCACUGAUCAGGUAUCUGCAGGGUAUGAAGAUCCCUAAUGGAAUUAGAGUGAAGCUGAGGCCACAGUUCCUCAAUGCUACAGAGCUGGCCGUCUUAAGCAGCAGUGACCCUGUUUUUGAGAUUUUGUCACCACCAAGGUAUGGUAGGGUGGUCCGAGCUAGCAAGGACAAGAAGGCAAUCCCCGUGGAAUCUUUCUCAUUCAGCGAAGUUCACCAGGAAACACUGGCUCUUGAGGUGAAUGCAAACCUGACUGGUGUGCAGGAGCUGAACGACUCGUUCGCGUUUACUCUCAAGGCAGAUAACGUUCAACCAGCAAAUGGGGAGCUCUUCUUUAGCAUCAUUCCCUAUGAUCCGGCGCUCGCGACAACAACAGUAAGUUCUGUCUACACGAGUGGUCCGGCUUCACGGUACCAGACCACAGUUAUGAACUCAGCCCUGUUCACAGCAUCUCCUUCAGUCCAGUCCACACUGCGUUCUGCCAAGACCGUGCCAAAGACCAAACGCCGCAACCGCUGGGGUGACGUGAACCGCAGCGACUCGCCGGUUCCCACAAUUCCCAAAUCCACACUUGGGAAAGAGGAGAUCAUUCCGAUGAAAAACACCCCGGUCAGGGUUGAAUCUGUGGCCCAGGAGAGCUCCAACCCACUGCUUGUCAUUCUUCCUCUCCUCGCCUUCGUCCUCCUCGUGGUCAUUCUCGUGGUUUUGGUCCUGUUCUUGCGACGCCAACGGCACAAGAAGCCAAGGCCCAAGAGUGCCCCCGCCCGUCCUGUCAGUCAAGACGGCCUGACCUAUCAGGGGCCUGUAGAGCAGACUCAGUCCGUCCCCAAGGUUACAGUCACUCCUCUUAGCCCAAGCUGUCCAGGAAGUCCUGCCUUAGACAGGCUGCAGGGUUUGACUGGAAACUCUGACUCGCCCUUGCCUCUCUAUUCCUGGGGCGAUUUGGAGCGCGAGGCCUCACAACUCUGCAGAAGUACUAACCCCACCCUACAGAGCAACCAGUAUUGGGUAUGA
Molecule: messenger RNA, 7143 nt
Organism: Chanos chanos (milkfish)
Lineage: Eukaryota; Metazoa; Chordata; Actinopteri; Gonorynchiformes; Chanidae
Gene: cspg4ba
Product: chondroitin sulfate proteoglycan 4ba
Exons: 10
Coding region: 1-7143 (2380 amino acids)
Biological process (GO): homophilic cell-cell adhesion; anatomical structure morphogenesis
Cellular component (GO): membrane
Molecular function (GO): calcium ion binding
Source: RefSeq, a predicted model, not a curated record